AGGGUCCCGUUCUGAGGCGCCCGCUCCUGGGCGGUCCCUGCGAUGCUGGGGGGGAGCCCCGCAGAGCGCCUGAGCAGAGCAGGGCUCCCGCCCGGCCGCUCCUCCCGUCGGGGCUGAGCAGGGGGCGGAGGCGGGCUGCCGAGCUGCUGCCGUCACGCGCGCCUUUUCCCUCAGCCCUUCGCCGAGCAGCAGCGGCGGCCCCAGCGCGGCUCCCACGCCCUCCCCAGCCGGGUGGCGGGCGGCAGCGCCAUGCAGCCUCCACCUCCUCCUCGCCGGCGCUGAGUUCAUGCCAUGCUGCUGCCGCCGCUCCUGCCGGCGCUGCUGGCCGCCUGCCUGCCCCCCUGCCAGGGCUGGAGCCCCGCCGCGGCCGGCGGGGGGCAGGAGGAGCCGGAGCUCUUGCUGCCCCCCAUCAACUCCUCCUCGCGCUCCCUGGCCAGCCUGGAGCGGGACCUGCGCGGGGUGGGCGGGCAGGCUGAGGCGGGCAGCCCCAGCCAGGAGCCGCCUCCCGCCGCCGCCGGCCAGCAGCCGCCCCAGCCCCCCGAGGAGGCGCCCUGCAACAUCAGCGUGCAGCGGCAGAUGCUGAGCUCGCUGCUGGUGGGCUGGAGCCGCCCGCUGGGCAUCCCGUGCGACCUGCUGCUCUUCUCCACCAACGGCGACAGGCGGGCCUUCUUCUCCGCCGCCUUCCACCGCGUGGGGCCGCCGCUGCUCAUCGAGCACCUGGGGCUGGCGGCGGUGGGAGCCCAGCAGAACCUGCGCCUCUGCGUGGGCUGCAGCUGGGUGCGGGGCCGCAGGGUCGGGCGGCUCCGGGCGGCGGCCGCCGCCGCCUCCUCCUCCCUGUCCGAGCCCGGCCAGUACUGGCUGCAGGGGGAGCCGCUGAAUUUCUGCUGCCUGGAUUUCAGCCUGGAGGAGCUGAAGGGGGAGCCGGGCUGGCGGCUGAACCGCAAGCCCAUCGAGUCCACCCUGGUGGCUUGUUUCAUGACUCUCGUCAUCAUCGUGUGGAGCGUGGCCGCCCUCAUCUGGCCGGUGCCCAUCAUCGCCGGCUUCCUGCCCAACGGCAUGGAGCAGCGGAGAAGCACCGCGGCGGCUGCGGGCGCCACCGCCGCCGGCAAAUAACCCCCCUCCCGUCCCACCUCCUCCGUUUGCUGUGCGAUCCGCUCCCGACACUGGGGCGGACGCUGGUGGACUCGCAUCCCCUCCCCGCUCGCUCUUUGUAAACGCUUAACCCUGGGUGGUGGUGAUUGUCGUUGUUGUGGUGUGUGGGUGUGCGUGGAGCACUUUAAAGCCUUGCCCAAGUUUCAUGGUGUCCAGUGCAGGCGAGUGUGGCUGUCUGGGACCUGACGGUUUCUCUGCAAUGAAUCCUUCGCGGAGCAUUGCUCCCUCCCGAGUAGUCAGAGGGAUUGUAUUUUAUUUUCAUGUGCCCAAGAUUCAUAGCAGAAAACGACCAAAUCCUGUGUAUUUGUUUUCUAUAUUUAAUAGCCGUUUUAAAUGGACGUUUUAGUAAAAAAGAAAAACAAGAACAAAUAACCAAAAAAAUAAAAAACCCUGUUCAAUUGCUGUUGUUUUAGUCAGAGUAGCUAUUUGUAUAUGAACAAAUUUGUCUUAGCAGUUUUAUUUACAUCAGAAGAAUCUUUUCUGGCAGAAUUUAAAACUGAUAUAUUGUUAUUGCUGAAACUGAACUUUAAUGAAACUUUUACAGUGUAUUUUCCAUUUCAGAUAAUAUGUAUUUAAUAUUGUAGUUCUGCGUUACUUGGCUUUUAAUACAGAGAUUUUCUUUCUGGAAGUCAUGCUUAGCCUUAUGUUGCUCUGUUUCUCCCAUGAUGGGAAAGAUGGGUUCUGCAAAAUUCCCAGUUCUCCUAGCUGAUCUUGAAGACCAUCAGUAGAAAUGAGGGUAUGUUACAUGUGUUUUUAGAGGAAGUGGAUUGAUGGUCACCCAAAAGCUUUUUCUACACAGUGUUUGCCCUUCUUUCAGAAUACAAAUAAUGAGAUCCUGCUUUUGUUGGAAUUAAUCUUCAAAACUUCACUCACUUCAGGAUAAGGAUCAGUGGUCUAGAUCCUUAAGUGGAGUCCACCAGCAUAGCUCCAUUAACUUCUAUGGAGCUGUGCCCAUUUACAUGUUCCUUGGAGUCUGUUGACUUCAACAGAGCUAGACAAAUACAUACCAUCUAAGGAUCUGGCCCACUAUUUGUACUGUAUUCAAAACAGCUGGAAAACAACUCUGUGACUCCGACAAAGUGCAUGGCUCAAAGCAAGCUCAAAUACACUUGCAGAAGGAAUUGUAAUAUAGUACUUUGUGACUAUUAGUCUUAAAGGGGUAUGGUCAGGUUGUUUAGACCUCAAAUUUAGGGGUUGGGUAGGGAAGGAAUUAUAAACCUAGAAUCAGAUUUUGACUGGCCCCCUGUGUAAAAGGAGAGAGAGGCUGUAAGAAACCUCCUUUUCUUGUGUCCCCUGCACAGGAGCCAGCCACAACUGAUGUCUCUGAAAUUUCACAUGCCUGAAAAGCUCAGUGUAAAUUAAAGAAUGAUUUUGUUGAACUUUUUAGCGCUAUAAGGGACCAUAUACUGUUUGCCUUAUCCAAAUGAAUUGUCCAGCUGAAGUCAAUGAGACCAGUUGUGGGAAUAAAGCGAACAAGACUUGUGAUAAGAUUUCUAACUUUUUUUGCCAGUGUCAGCAUCUUUGAUUUCUAGGCACAUCUGAGCUCACUCUGAUGGCUAAUUUAACACGACAUGAGCAUUUUUGUUUAAAUUCUUUUAGGGUUUAUGUAGGUGGGAUAAGGCAACUCAUAUUGGCAUUAAAAGUUUGAAUGGGUUAAAUCCUG
Molecule: messenger RNA, 2815 nt
Organism: Gopherus flavomarginatus (Mexican gopher tortoise)
Lineage: Eukaryota; Metazoa; Chordata; Testudines; Testudinidae
Gene: TMEM158
Product: transmembrane protein 158
Exons: 1
Coding region: 292-1113 (273 amino acids)
Molecular function (GO): peptide binding
Source: RefSeq, a predicted model, not a curated record